Dendrobium catenatum is the source of this 2012-nucleotide messenger RNA. Its product is annotated as endoglucanase 24. NCBI's taxonomy places the organism in Eukaryota, Viridiplantae, Streptophyta, Magnoliopsida, Asparagales, Orchidaceae. The record is from RefSeq and is a predicted model, not a curated record. Gene Ontology annotation, biological process: carbohydrate metabolic process. The transcript has 6 exons. The coding region runs from base 69 to 1643 and encodes 524 amino acids. Gene Ontology annotation, molecular function: hydrolase activity, hydrolyzing O-glycosyl compounds.
UUUAGCUUGAAUUGGUGCCAUUUUUGGUUUUGUCUGAAUAUUGGAGGUUCUGCACUUGUUUGUGAAGAAUGGGGGCGGGGAAGUACACGAAGGGCUGUACCAGGUGGCUGAUUGUUCUUGUCGUCGCUGCUUUGGUGGUCACGGCCAUCGUGCUUGGGCUUCGAAAGAAAGCUCACCAUUCAGAUAUGGGACCGGUUCCCGGACCUCCGGGAGCUAUAACGCAGAAAUAUUCCGAUGCUCUCUCCGUGGCUCUCCAGUUCUUCCAAGUGCAAAAAUCUGGAAAGCUGGUGAAUAACAAGAUUAGUUGGCGAGGGGAUUCUGCUUUGAGUGAUGGGAGUGAGGAUGGCUUGGAUUUAUCAAAGGGAAUGUAUGAUGCUGGGGAUCACAUAAAGUUUGGACUUCCUAUGGCUUUUACAGCAACAGUAAUGUCUUGGACUAUCCUGGAGUAUGGAGAUCAGAUGAGUGCAGUAAACCAGUUGGACUCUGCUCUCGAUUCUCUCAAGUGGAUAACUGAUUAUUUGAUCAAUGCUCAUCCUUCUGACAGCGUUUUGUAUAUUCAGGUUGGAGAUCCUGAUCUUGACCACCAAUGCUGGCAGAGACCAGAAGAAAUGACAGAGAAAAGGCCUCUUUUACAGAUUAACAAGAAAAAUCCAGGAACAGAGGUGGCUGCAGAAACAGCAGCAGCUAUGGCUGCUGCUUCCUUGGUCUUUAAAAGCAUAAAUUCAUCAUACUCUGAUUUGCUUCUUCAGCAUGCUCAAAAGCUGUUUACUUUUGCUGAUGAUCACAAAGUAUCAUACACAUCUAGCUUUCCAAAACUCGAAAAGUUUUAUAACUCUACUGGUUUUGGGGACGAGCUUUUGUGGGCUGCUAGCUGGCUCUAUCAUGCCACUGGGGAUCAAUUUUACCUGAGUUAUGUAACUGUACAAAAUGGACAAUCUUAUGCUGACUGGGGAAGGCCUACAUGGUUUAGUUGGGAUGACAAGCGUUCAGGAACACAGGUUCUUUUAUCAAGAUUAAAUCUAUUUGGUGCAAAGCAAUCCACCAAUGCAGAGAACAAGGGCCUCCAGAUGUACCGAAAAACAUCUGAAGCAAUCAUGUGUGGGCUUUUACCAGACUCCCCUACAUCCACGUCCAGCAGGACAGAUGGUGGGCUCUUGUGGAUUGAUCAAUGGAAUGCACUUCAGCACCCAGUCGCCGCUUCAUUCCUAGCUGUGCUUUAUAGCGAUUACAUGCUAACCUCAAGGACACCAUCCUUUUCUUGCAAUGGAGUGACAUUUUCGUCGUCAGAUCUCCGCAAAUUCGCCAUGUCACAGGCUGAUUAUAUAUUGGGCAAUAAUCCCAUGGGAAUUAGCUAUCUUGUUGGUUAUGGUGACAAAUACCCUCAACAAGUACACCAUAGAGGAGCUUCAAUCCCAGCUUCUGCAAACACUGGUUGUAAGGGUUUCGAAUGGCUAAAAUCUCCCAACCCUAAUCCAAAUGUUGCCGUUGGAGCCCUCGUUGGUGGUCCUUUCAAAAAUGACUCCUACAUUGAUAACAGAAACAACUCCAUGCAAUCUGAGCCAACUACCUACAACAGUGCUGUUCUUGUUGGCUUGCUUUCUGGCCUCAUCACUACUUCCUCUGUGGUACGUUCUUUCAACUAAGCUUCAGUACUACUUUUAUUGGGAUUGUGUACAGGCUUUUUAUCAUGUAAUAUGUUGGUUUCAUUGCUUCAUAUGCUAUGUUGAGAAGAACUUUUAUUUUAUCCGGUGAACGUACGCUCCUCUACGUUCGGAUCUAGGCAAAAAAAGCGCAAUACCGAGUACCGAGUACCGAGUUGUACCGAGUUUUUUAAAAAAACUCGGUAUUGUGUUGUUUUGGUCUAAAACCGAACGUAGAGGAGCGUACGUUCACUGGAUGUAAUAAAAGUUCAUGUUGAGAAAGCUUUUCUUGGCAUCUGCAGAAAGUUUUUUUUUUUUUUUUGGAGAGUUUAUGAAGCCUGGUAGAUAUUAAUGGUAAUUUGCAGUUGAGUU